AUGACCAUGGCAGGAUUCUCUUCUGUGGCGGCGGUGAGGCAUAACUGCGCUAAGCUCUCGGUGCCCAUGGAUGGCGCCAAGGCGGUGGCGGUGGCCGCUGGCACCGUCUUCGUCAAAACUACAUGGCUGCCCUCCCGCUUCUCCCUCGCCAUGACUAACGGUGCUGAUGCUGAGGUGCGCCUCCGCGAGGCGGCUCCUGGCUCAGUCGUCGGGGGCAGCCAGCCCGAGGCCAGGGCUCAUCGGACUCGGCCAUUGCGGCUGGCCUGGCAGUCAUGGCAGGCCACCCGCGCCAGCGGCCUCGCGCUGCGGCCGGCCUGCCUCCCGGCGGCUCCUCCCGCACACGUGGAGCCGGUCCCGUGCCUGCGGCGGCCGGCAGCCUCUGCGCCCCGUGGCCGGUUCCUUGCGGUCGAUGGCCUCUGCGCCUGCAGCGGCCUCGAUGCGGCGCUCGCGACCCGACGGAGGCCCCUACGCGGCCGGCCUGCUUCGCAGCGGAGUCUAGAAGCUAGCCUGGCGGUUUCCGUGCCCGUGGCCACCGCGCAUUGGUGCCCGCGCCCCCCGAGUGGCCUCCCGUGCUCCUGCUGCGGCCUCACGCCAGCGGCCGGAGGCCAGCCCUGCGGUUGCCGGCCUUCCCAUGGCGGCGCCGACGACGACCUGGAAGGCGGCAACCCUCACGGCCGAGAGGCCGAGUUCCCAUGA
Messenger RNA from Miscanthus lutarioriparius, 696 nucleotides. NCBI's taxonomy places the organism in Eukaryota, Viridiplantae, Streptophyta, Magnoliopsida, Poales, Poaceae. The record is from the annotation of a GenBank genome assembly.